GAACUCUACCAUGACGACCACCAGCGCCGCUGCGGCCGUGCCGCUCGACGAGUUCUUCCUUUCGUUCCCGGACGACGUCGAAGAGUUCUUCACGUCUGCGUAUGGUGAAGCGCACUGGGGCGCCAUCAAAGGAGCUCUCGCGCGCCCGCCAGCCUACACGUCAGUCCGCGUCAACACCCUCGUCACCACGCAAAGCAAGCUUGUCGCGAAUCUCAACGCAGCUCUCGUGGACUUCAAUGCGCGACUGCAUGCUCAAGGCCGUCCCGCUAUUGUUGCCGAACCGCACCCGACUUUGUCGGACGUUGUGAUCGUGCCGUCGGCUCCACGUGUGAAUGUCCCAGUGGACACAGCAACGACCAAGAAGAUUAUCGUGGAUCGGCUGUGCGGAGAAGCUGUUCUUCGGGGAAGCGACAUUUUCGCUCGCGGCGUCAUGUGCGCCAGCAGUGCGUUGAACGCCGGCGACCAGGUCUUAGUUUACGUUGACUUGGACCAUUCCGCCACUCGAGGUAGCGACGCCGAGCUCCACGCCGGUCGUAAGGUGCUAUUGGGCUCGGGUACUGCGGCCAUGCCUCGCAGCGAAAUGUUUCGAGCGCUCAAGGGCCUGGCAGUCGCCGUCCAGUCGCGGUUGUGCGCGGACGCUCCUCCACUGAACGGAGUCUUGCCCGGGGACAUGUAUAUGCAGAAUACUCCAUCAAGCGUCGUGGCGCACGUGCUCAACCCGCAGCCAGGCGACACGGUCCUCGACAUGUGCGCCGCGCCAGGAGGCAAGACGUCGCACUUGGCGACCCUCAUGCAGAAUCGAGGGACGUUGGUCGCAUGCGAUCGCAGCCGUCGCAAAGUGCUUGAAAUGAAAGCGUUCUUCGACGCAGUCAACCUGUCCAUUAUCGUGCCGAUCAAAUUGGAUUCGACACAAUCCGUGCUUCCAAAGCAAGACAUCGUGCCGAGUGUGCAGCAGGUUAUUCUGGAUGCACGGACCAAGGACCCUCAAGCCAAGCUCCUCCCCAUCGCUGGAUUCGGAGCCGAGACGUUCGACAAGAUUUUGCUUGACCCCCCGUGCUCGGCGCUGGGCCUGCGCCCACGACUCCUGCACGCGUGCAAUUUGUCCGAACUGGAGCAGUACUCGAACAUGCAGCGCAAUUUUUUGUGGGCCGCUGUGUUUCUGCUCAAACCGGGCGGCACCCUCGUGUACUCGACAUGUACCGUCAACCCAAAGGAGAAUGAGCAAAUGGUGCGGCAUGCUCUUGACUCGUACCCCCUCGAAUUGGUGGCACAGAGUCCUGUACUCGGCAAACCUGGACUGACUAACCAAGGGCUCACGCCGGACCAAGCUGCGAAAGUACAACGGUUCGACCCGGCCAGCCCUAGCGACACGAUGGGGUUCUUCUGUGCCAAAUUCGUAAAAACGGCAUCCGUUCGGGAAGUGCCGCCGCAGAAAUUGUAGAAAACUAUAGGAAAAUCCACCUGCCAGGCUUGAUGUGUGCA
Messenger RNA from Aphanomyces invadans, 1482 nucleotides. RefSeq lists its product as hypothetical. Gene Ontology annotation, biological process: RNA methylation. The transcript is spliced from 5 exons. NCBI's taxonomy places the organism in Eukaryota, Oomycota, Saprolegniomycetes, Saprolegniales, Verrucalvaceae. The coding region runs from base 11 to 1441 and encodes 476 amino acids. The record is from RefSeq and is a predicted model, not a curated record. Gene Ontology annotation, molecular function: methyltransferase activity; RNA binding.